Messenger RNA from Triticum aestivum (bread wheat), 910 nucleotides. RefSeq lists its product as uncharacterized. The transcript is spliced from 2 exons. The record is from RefSeq and is a predicted model, not a curated record. The coding region runs from base 69 to 566 and encodes 165 amino acids. Lineage: Eukaryota; Viridiplantae; Streptophyta; Magnoliopsida; Poales; Poaceae.
AUUUGAAAACAUAGUUCUAUGGCAAACUUUACCUUUCUUUUUGUUUUAUUGGUGUUAUCGUCUCCGAGAUGGUUUAUCUGAGAGAAGGGAAAAGAAAAGGUUUUAAGUUCUUGUUGUCAAAUGGCCAACAUCCAACCAACCAGAUCCAGGGGGGAAGGAACAGAAGAGGUCAAAACAAUCAUGAUAUCAAACCUUACUCUUCUUUAAAGCCAAGGGGGAGGAAGAACUUGCCGGGCCGCCACGGAGCUGUCCGCUUCGCCGUGCCGGCCCGCGAGCGCUGCUGCGUGUGCGCACAGUCACUCCGGCGUUAUGCUUAUCGACAAAGUUCUCUCGGCAUCCUCGCUCCUGUGGCUCACAUUCUGGGAGAGGGUUCUGUGGUGAUGGUAGAGUUUGCGGUUUCUAUCCUGCUUUUGCCUGAUGUCUACGGCACCCAACCCAGCCAAGUGCACGACAUUGUUGUUACAUGGUCCUCCUGGCGACCAUCAGAUUCAGAUGCUGCUCACCGGGGCCUGCCCGGUGCAACUGGCCGUGGGAUCGUAUCCCCUGAGCUUUCCUGUCUACCGUAACCGGUAAAAUGCCGGAUUCCCCCGGAGCUUGCUGCUCAUCUGUUGCCCUCUCGCUCGCUCGCUCGCUCGCGCUGUCGCGGCGCUUUCUUCGGGAUGAAAAUGACGCGCCUCGACGCGUGUCUGAGCGGAAUGAUCUGCCUCUCCUGUGCUGUUGUUCUCCUGGAUUUGUACAGUUUGUCAGUUGCAUGCGUCGUGGUAGAACGGGCAUUUGCCUGUGUCUGGAAGUGUGGCUAUGUGUUGGAUGAACGAGUAGCAAAAAUAGAUGUUGCAAAAAAAAGGAGGUAAAGAAAACGAAAAUAAAAUUUGGCUUCGCCCGGGUUCGAACCGGAGACCUUCAGUGUGUU